UUCAUGAAUUCCGGCAACAUCCCUGCACGCUACUUGUGUCGCUGGGCCCAUCGGAGAAAGCGGAGGAUGGAGUCGGGGGGAGGCGGCGAGAGAGUGACGACCAAUGGGCUCAGCGGCGGCCAUUUUGCUACAGUCUGUCUGCACACAUGCAGUUGAGGGUGGCUGGGGGAUGUCAGAAGAAGUCCGGUGUGUGUGGGCGUGUGUGAUCGUCAUCUCCAACCAUUUGACUGCCAGGAUGAUAUGAGUGCAUGGAGGUCAUAAAGUCAAAGUACGGUAUUAAAUUGGCCAUGGAUGCGGCUCUCGAGAUGAUGGUGUCAUGUGAUCCGGAGCCAAGGACAUCUUUUAUAUAAUUGCAUAAAGUGGCAGUGCAGAAAAAUAGCAAUGUCAUUUAGAGAUUCAAAAAUGAGUAUAGUUCUAAUAACAACAAAGGUCAGGUUAAAGUUAUUUGUUGUAAAAGAUAAUAACAUUUUCAGUUUCUGGUAAAAAGGCUUUAAUGCUAUCAACAAUCUGUAAUGUGAUAGCUCGGGGCACACAAAAGGGAAGGCCCCUUUCCUUGGUGGAUGUGGUGUGAGGAGGGGGUGGGCAAUCAUUUUGCAAUGCAGACUGCCGAAAAUGGUGGAAAGCGACACUCUACACAGCAACUAACACUGUAAUUAAAGUUGAAAUUGCCCUACAAAACAGACUUUAAAGGGCAACAUUAUCACCAGACCUAUGUAAGCGUCAAUAUAUACCUUGAUGUUGCAGAAAAAAGACCAUAUGUUUUUUUAACCGAUUUACGAACUCUAAAAGGGUGAAUUUGGCGAUUGAAACGCCUUUCAAUUGUUCGCUGUCGGAGCAAUGACCUUUCACCCGUGAUGUCACAACAGGAAGUAAUCCGCCAUUUUCUCAAACACAUUACACACACCAAGUCAAAUUAGCUCUGUUAUUUUCCGUUUUUUUGACUGUUUUCCUGUACCUUGGAGACAUCAUGCCUCGUCGGUGUGUUGUCGGAGGGUGUAACAACACGAUCAGGGACGGAUUCAAGUUGACUUACGUGGAGUGUGCUAAUCAGACAUAUCAAUGGUCACGGCAUGCUAAUCGAUGCUAGCAUGCUAUUAAGGCUAGCUGUACGUACAUAUUGCAUCAUUAUGCCUCAUUUGUAGCUAUAUUUGCAUCCAGCCUUUCCCUCCACCCACAUUUAAUGCCAAACAAACACAUACCAAUCGAUGGAUUCAAGUUGCACCAGUGGUCAAAAGAUGCGAAAUUUCCUCGUUUGUUUGGCACACUUUACCGACGAUAGCGAUGCUACGACAGAGAAGGCACAGAGAUGUGUGGAUAUCCUGCGACACUCAAAGAAGAUGCAUUUCCAACGAUAAAGUCAACAAAAUCACAAAGUGCGCAACAGUUUAGCCGACUCAAAGGGGACGAGACAGGAAAUUGGACCGGUCCCGUUAAUUUCUCCGAUGACGGAUCUCUGAAGCCUGCCAGAAAUGGAAGGAAAAGAUGUUUCCGUCAGAAUUUUCAGCCAGAUUCACAGAUCUCCAUAAUAGUCACACCCUGCCUAGCCGAUAUUAAGAAGAAAAACAAACGCUCUCACAGGUAUUUGGGAAACUAUGGGGGCCCUUUCGAGUACAACUCCACAACAUGCAAAGAGCUCAGGCAGGAGAUUAUGGACGUCAAAGUCUUGACAAUAAGCAAUAAUCGGAAAAUACAUGGUCAUGGGUAUCCUUCUUCAUUCCACAAGUCUCUCUGCCUGUCUGCCAGGGUCAAAACCUCUGAUCUGUUUGAGAGAUGGCGGAACCUGCAGGUGUGUAAGUGGGAGCAGAGCAAGGAGGAGACCAGCAACUUCAAGAUGUCUCUAUCUCGCUGCUGUAACGCUCCUUCCUUCCUGUUCACCACCAAGAAGAACACUCCUGCAGGGACCAAACUGCGGUACGAGGUGGACACCAGUGGCAUCCUUCCAAUCACCACUGAGGUCUUUAAGAUGUUCCCAGAUGAUAUGCCAUAUUCCAAAUCCCAGUACAAGAAAUGUGCUGUGAUCGGAAAUGGCGGCAUCAUUAAGAACACUAACUGCGGAAAGGAAAUCGACUCAGCCGAUUUUGUGUUCAGAUGCAACAUACCGCCCAUCAGCGAAAAAUAUUCAGCUGAUGUCGGCACUAAAACGGAUCUGGUGACAGUAAAUCCCAGCAUUAUCACAGAGAGAUUCCAGAAGCUGGAGAAAUGGCGACGGCCCUUUUUCGACGUACUGCAGAACUACGAGAACUCCUCGGUGGUCCUUCCCGCGUUCUACAACCUGCGCAACACGGACAUGUCGUUCCGGGUCAAGUACAUGCUGGACGACUUUGACUCGCAGAGAGCCGCGUUCUUCUUCCACCCGCAGUACCUGCUCAACGUGCAGCGCUUCUGGGCGGUGCAGGGCGUGCGGGCCAAGCGGCUCAGCAGCGGCCUCAUGCUCGUCACCGCCGCCCUGGAGAUGUGCGAGGAAGUGCACCUCUACGGCUUCUGGGCCUUCCCCAUGAACCCGUUGGGCGUCUUCAUCACUCACCAUUACUACGACAACGUCAAGCCACGUCCGGGCUUCCACGCCAUGCCGCAUGAAAUCUUCAACUUCAUUCACAUGCACGCCCGCGGUAUCGUGCACGUGCACACCGGGCCUUGCACGUGAUCGCUCACUAGUCAUUUUUUGUAGCAGGUUUUCACAUAACUUGACCAAUCGCUUUACCUGACAUUUCUCGAUGUGACGUUCUUCAUUUCAACCGAUUCAGACCCUUCUUGUGGGCUCUCUGACCAGAGCAGGCUUGUUUUUAAUGUGCGACAACGUGGUCUUCCUAAUGGUGAUGUGUUCGUAGCGUUUUCUAGUGGCUUUGCUGUACAAAUUAGUUCUUUUUCUACUCGCUCUACGUGGUGAAACUGGAUAUCCGCCACUCUGCAGGCGUGGCAGCUUUCAAUGUUGAAGCCUGAAAUGUCAAAAAGCGCAUAAAAAUCCGCAAGCAAUUGUCUACUUUUGUAAUCUAUUUGAACAUUUUAAACGUAUAAAUUGGCCUAUUUCCAGUGGCCUUAUUCCUGUUUGGAAAUUCCCUCUCUGGUGUUUGUAGGCACGUGAAAAAAAAGGCAACAAUGGGAUUCCUUAAUCAUUUCUUUAUGUUUUUGUUUUGCCUGACAUGUCCUUCGCCAUGCUGCCUUAUGAUAUCCACUCCCUUGAUCUGAUAUGCAAUACUCAUUAAUAAUGGAAAAUUAAACAUACGUUUAGUUUUGGAGUCGCUUUAAGAAUCCACUCACAAC
Messenger RNA from Nerophis ophidion (straightnose pipefish), 3261 nucleotides. It is a transcript of the gene st8sia5, whose product is annotated as ST8 alpha-N-acetyl-neuraminide alpha-2,8-sialyltransferase 5. Bases 1307 to 2644 code for a protein of 445 amino acids. The transcript is spliced from 9 exons. The record is from RefSeq and is a predicted model, not a curated record. Lineage: Eukaryota; Metazoa; Chordata; Actinopteri; Syngnathiformes; Syngnathidae. Gene Ontology annotation, biological process: N-glycan processing; oligosaccharide metabolic process. Gene Ontology annotation, molecular function: alpha-N-acetylneuraminate alpha-2,8-sialyltransferase activity.